This is a messenger RNA of Gossypium arboreum, 1024 nucleotides long. Its product is annotated as cyclin-D5-1-like. The record is from RefSeq and is a predicted model, not a curated record. Lineage: Eukaryota; Viridiplantae; Streptophyta; Magnoliopsida; Malvales; Malvaceae. The transcript is spliced from 2 exons. Bases 347 to 814 code for a protein of 155 amino acids.
CCAAAAAUAAAUUUUAUUUAAGGAAAACAUCUUUUCAAAAAAAGGAGGAUUGGAUUUAAAGACAACAGUGAAGAUAUUGCCCAACAAGCCAAACCAGUUCUUCGUUUCUUUUACCUUCUAUUUAAUUCUUCUUUUUCAAGCCCUAAUCCUCAAGGAAGUAAACAUUUCUGCAAAAUUAUAGGUUUUAGUCAAUUAUCAUUAUCUUUGUUUUGGUUUAUUUCAAGAUUGGUGAAGGUGAACUAUAUUUUGUUUUUCUUUAUAACAUGGAACUAUUAGCCGCUUUUGUAUUUGAUAUCCUUUUCUAGAUUUGUCUGAAAAAAAAGAGUUAAGGAAAGUUUGUAAAGAAAUGAUUUGUAAAAUGGAAGGUGAUGCUUCUUCGUGCAGUCUUCUUUGCUUAGAAAAUGAGACUUUUUUGAAAGAAAAAGAAGAGUCAACUGAUGAGAAUUACAUUGCUGAAUAUGAUGAAGAGUGUGUGCAGAUGUUAUUUGAUAGAGAAAUGAGUUUUGGGUUCAAGAAGAGUGAACCUUUGGUGCUUUGUAACUACCUCAAAUAUGCUCGUUCGGAAGCUAUAACGUGGAUUCUGAAAACAAGAGCAGCAUUUGGAUUUCGUUGCCAAACAGCUUAUUUGUCAAUGAUUUACUUCGAUCGAUUCCUUUCGAUAAAGUCUAUUGCUGUAAGCUCACUUCUCUUUCACAUUUUCAAAGCUCGUGAUUCCAUAAUAUGUAGUUUUUGUUAUUGUUUUAUCUGGGUUUUUAUUUUCAGAGUGAAAAGUCAUGGGCAAUACAAUUAUUGUCAAUUGCAUGUCUCUCAUUAGCUGCAAAGAUGGAGGAGAUAAAUGUUCCUCCACUCUCAUUGUUUCAGACUGAAGAAUUCAACUUCGAGAGUAAAACAAUUCAGAGAAUGGAGCUUUUGGUAUUAAAUACAUUGGAAUGGAGACUGAGUUCAGCCACUCCAUUUGCUUUUCUUAAUUUCUUCAUCAAAAAGAUGUGUAAAAUAUCUCCACGGGAUCAUUUUAUUUCGAUUA